AUGCAUUCUUGCAUUAUACUUCAGCACGUUUUAUCUCAUAGACGUUUACGUCUUCUCUCUAUAACUUUAUUAUUACUCCUUCCCCUACUCUCUUUAACUCACUCUCAUUUUGUGCAUCGCUCUGUUUCUCUCCCACUUCCUCUGUGCAGCUUGUUAGUUCUCCGUUCUGUUCCUCUUCCCUCUGCUCUUUCUUUCUCGUUCUGUUUAUCUCCAUCGAUCUUUCACUCACAUACCCAUGCUCUUCUUCUCUUUCUUUAUCUCUCUCUCUCUCUCAUUCUGUUUCUCUCACACGUUCUCCCACUCUCUCUCUCUCUUUCUCUCUCUCUCUCUCUCUCUCUCUCACACACACACACACACACACUCGUUAUCUCGCCUUCUCUCUCUUUCCACCCCCGGUUAUCUCUCAUUCUGUUCUUCUCUCGUUCUCCCAAUCUUUCUCGUCCUUCCCCCCUCUCUUUCUAUCUCUCUUAUUCUUUCUGUUUAUUUCCCUCGUUUCCUCUUCUCAUUCAUUUUCUCUCUUUCAUUUUCUCCCGAUCUACGAUCGUUUAUUACUUUUCUUUCUUUCUUUUCACGUUUUUCUAUCUCUCUUUUCCUUUUUCUUUCUUUUUGUUCGCGUAUUUAUUUCCUUCUUUUUUCCUACUCUUCCUUGUUUCUUUCUUUUCACGUUUUUUUUCAUUCAUUCUUUCUUUUUACUUUUGUCUUAAUUCUUUAUUUUCACAUUUUUCUUUCUUUCUCUCUUUUCCUGUUUUCUUUUUUUCUUUCUUGCUUUUUACGUUUUCCUUUCUUUCCAUUCCUUUGUCUUUCUUUCUUUUCGCAUUUUUCUUUCUUUCCUUUCCUUUUUCUUUCUUUCUUUCUUUUCACUUUCUUUUCUUCAAUCUUUCUUUGUUUCUUUUCUUUUAUUUUAUUUCUUUUCAUUUUUUUCUUUCUUUUCUUUCCUUUUCUUUCUUUCUCUCUUUCUUUUCAUUUUUCUUUCUUUUGACUUUUUCUUUCCUUUCACUUUUCUUUCUUUUUGCGACUAUUUUUCAUUUUCUCUUUCCUUUUUCUUUCUUUCUUUCUUUCCUAUUCCUUUUCUUUCUUUUACGACUAUUUUCCCUUUUCCCUCUUUCCUUUACUUUCUUUCUUUCUUUCUUUCUUUAUUUCCUUCUUUCUUUUUUUCUUUCUUUCUUUUUCUUCUUUUUCUUUCUUUCUUUUUCCUUUUUCCAUUUUUUCUUUUUCUUCUGUAUUUCCAUCUUAAUUUCUUCCUCUUUUUCAUUCAUUCUUUCUAUCAUUUUGCCAGUCUUUCUACGUUUCAUUUUAGUCUUUCUCUUGCAUCCUUGCUGGUUUUCUCUCAUUUUUCAUUCACUCAUUCCCUUCAUUUUUUAUUCACUCAUUUCCUUGAUUUUUAACCCCCCUUUCUGUACUUUUCCAACUACGUUCUCUUCUCCUUCAUUCACCCUUUCUUUCUUUGUGCCAGUCUUUCAUUCUCGUCAUUCUUUUUUUCCAUUUUCAUUCCGUCUUUCAUUCUUUUCGCUAAUAUUUCUUUCUGUUUUUCAUUCUUAUCUCUUAUUCGUUCGUUCUUUUCCUUUAUUUUUUAUUCAAUUAUUUCUUUCGUUUUAUAUGUCAUUUACUUUAUUUUCAUUGCUUCCUUGCUUUCAUUUACUCUUUCUUUCUUUCUUUUUUUCUGAAUCCUCAUUUUCGUUCUAA
Molecule: messenger RNA, 1683 nt
Organism: Acanthosepion pharaonis
Lineage: Eukaryota; Metazoa; Mollusca; Cephalopoda; Sepiida; Sepiidae
Source: the annotation of a GenBank genome assembly